Molecule: messenger RNA, 4379 nt
Organism: Podarcis lilfordi (Lilford's wall lizard)
Lineage: Eukaryota; Metazoa; Chordata; Lepidosauria; Squamata; Lacertidae
Source: the annotation of a GenBank genome assembly
CUCCCUUUUUUGUAUUCCAGUUCAGUUUGUUGGUUCAGCAAAUCCUUACCCUCUUUAUUUGUCCUAAUCUUUGGUCUUAAAAUAGUAACGUUAGAUUUUUACCUCUUAACAACCCAUUUUUCAUAUUCCCUUAAAGCAUUACAGCUGGAAACCACUUAAUUUCUAUCCAACAUCGUUCUAACAUUCAUUGAUUUUACAAUAUUUCUGUAGAUAAUCCUUGAACUUCUUCCACCGACUCUUCUCCCUGGUCUCGGAUUCUGCCAGUCAUUUCUGCCAGUUCCAUAUAGUCCAUCAACUUCAUCUGCCAUUCUUCCAGAGUGGGUAGAUCUUGUAUCUUCCAAUACUUUGCAAUGAGUAUUCUUGCUGCUGUCAUGGCAUACAUAAAAAAAGUUCUAUCCUUCUUUGGCACCUAUUGACCGACUAUGCCCAGGAGAAAGGCCUCUGGUUUUUUCAAGAAGGUAUAUUUAAAUACUUUUUUCAGUUCAUUGUAUAUCAUUUCCCAGAAAGCCUUAAUCCUUGGGCAUGUCCACCAAAGGUGAAAGAAUGUACCUUCAGUUUCUUUACAUUUCCAACAUUUGUUAUCGGGCAAAUGAUAAAUUUUUGCAAGCUUGACUGGGGUCAUGUACCACCUGUAUAUCAUUUUCAUAAUAUUCUCUCUUAAGGCAUUACAUGCCGUAAACUUCAUACCUGUGGUCCAUAACUGUUCCCAGUCAGCCAUCAUUAUGUUGUGUCCGACAUCUUGUGCCCAUUUAAUCAUAGCAGAUUUCACCAUUUCAUCCUGAGUAUUCCAUUUCAACAGCAAGUUAUACAUCUUUGACAAAAUCUUAGUUUUGGGUUCUAAUAGUUCUGUUUCUAAUUUUGAUUUUUCCACCUGGAAACCAAUUUUCUUAUCCAACUUAUAUGCCUCCAUUAUCUGAUAAUAAUGAAGCCAAUCUCGCACUUUGUUUUUUAAUUUCUCAAAACUCUGCAAUUUCAGUCUAUCUCCGUCUUGUUCCAAAAUUUCCCAAUAUUUCGGCCAUUUGGCCUCCAUAUUGAGCUUUUUCAGAGCUUUUGCUUCCAUCGGUGACAACCACCUUGGAGUUUUAUUUUCCAAUAAGUCCUUGUAUCUUAUCCAGACAUUAAACAAUGCUUUCCUAACAAUGUGAUUUUUAAAUGCUUUAUGUGCUUUGACCUUAUCAUACCACAGAUAUGCAUGCCAUCCAAAUACAUUGUUGAACCCUUCUAGAUCCAAAAUGUCAGUGUUUUCAAGAAGCAGCCAUUCUUUCAACCAGCAAAAAGCUGCUGAUUCAUAGUAAAGUUUAAAGUCUGGCAGGGCAAAUCCACCUCGUUCCUUUGCAUCUGUUAAUAUUUUAAAUUUUAUUCUAGGCUUCUUGCCCUGCCAGACAAAUUUAGAAAUAUCUCUCUGCCACCUCUUGAAACAGUCCAUUUUGUCCACAAUUUGCAGUGUUUGAAACAAAAACAACAUUCUAGGCAAUACAUUCAUUUUUACCACAGCAAUACGGCCCAGCAGUGAAAGCUUCAAAUUUGACCAAAUUUCUAAAUCUUUUUUCACUUCAGCCCAGCAUUUUUCAUAGUUGUCUUUAAAUAAAUUCCCAUUUUGUGCUGUCAUGUUAAUGAAAUACUAGGAACUUUAGACUCCUCUCCAAAUUUUUCAAUUCCUCCUCUUUACUACAAAAUUUUGUUACUACAGUGCAUGAUCUUGUUUUCCCCUCUUCCAUCUCCAUCUUUGGUGUUUCUUCUCUUAAAACAUGGGCCACUUUUUUCUGCUGAAAGGUGAGAUAAAAAUCAUUUUUUGGGGGGGAGGAAUAUACUCUUGUCAGUUUGAUAUGAAUUACCUCGACGAUACAAUAGGGAUUAAAUGUGGCACUGACAAGUCCUAUAAUUAGGGAGCAAUCCUAGCUCCACUUAACAAGGGAGUAAUUUCCAUGGAGCUAGUUCUGGGUCCCCCCCCCCCUUCUGAGUGUUCUUAGGUUAUGCAGCUCUAAUAAAAUGAAUGCUAAGGUUAUUCAUGUUGAAUAACAAGGGAGAAUCCGCACCGGAGGGAAUUCCUCCUUGUGCUAUGAUUCCUCAGCACUACACAGGAGCCGUGCGCGUUCUUUCCGUGUGUAUCUGUGAAUCGUUGCGGGAUGUGACUGGGCAUGGCAUGUUUACUUCUAGAAAGCUAGAGGCGGCCUGGAGGUUCCUCAGUCCGGAGAACAAAGACUGGGCGUGCGAGAAGGAGGAUGAACCAAUCGGAAAGCUUUGCCAUCACUGGUCCAACCAGGACAGAGCCCGGGAUAUUCAAACUUUUUCAACGGCUGCGUUGCAGACCUCAGCCAAUAGGACCACGAGGAUUCGGCUAUAAAUAUCCGCCAGCCCAGUCGCUGCCUUCAUUGUUUCCAAGUACUGCAGAGAGGUUAACUUUGUUGCUGACUUCCUUGGAAAGAUGGCCAGGACCAAGCAGACCGCCCGCAAAUCUACCGGCGGCAAAGCGCCGCGCAAGCAGCUGGCCACGAAGGCUGCGCGUAAAAGCGCUCCGGCCACCGGGGGCGUGAAGAAGCCUCACCGCUACCGCCCGGGCACGGUGGCGCUGCGCGAGAUCCGUCGCUACCAGAAGUCUACGGAGCUUCUGAUCCGCAAGCUGCCCUUCCAGCGUCUGGUGCGCGAGAUCGCGCAGGACUUCAAGACGGACCUUCGUUUCCAGAGCUCUGCGGUGAUGGCUCUGCAGGAGGCGAGCGAGGCUUACCUGGUGGGUCUGUUCGAAGACACGAACCUGUGCGCCAUCCACGCCAAGCGGGUGACCAUCAUGCCCAAAGACAUCCAGCUCGCCAGGCGCAUCCGCGGGGAAAGAGCUUAAAAAACUACAGAAUUUCAUUUCGGCAAACUCGUAACAACCCAAAGGCUCUUUUAAGAGCCACCCACUCCUUCAUUUAAAGAGCUGGUCGCUGCUUAAGCAUUUUAUCAGGAAAAAAUCUCAUCUAUGUUAAUACUGUCCAAAAUACAUAACCGGCUAUCCCUGGUAUGGCUUCUACUGCAUUUGUAUCUUUGUAUAUUUGAGGAAGGACAUAAAGUGAAAAGGUUGGGGGGGGGAAUGGGCACUGGUGGGUGCAUGGCGGAUAGGGUUUAGCAGAGUAUGGCAAAGGAGGAGACCUCACUACCCUAUUCUCGUGAAUUUAUACGGACUCAAAGCACUGACAAGGGUGGCAGCAGCUCCUUCAGGCUGGAGAUGCGGGGGAUUUAAAGGAUUGACUAGUGGUGACUGGCGCUAGCGCGUACUGGAAUUUCAGCGGUCAUUCUUGUGGGCGGAGUAAGGGAGGGAUAUACCUAGCGGGAAAUCGUGUGUCUACACCCCUGGAACUCGUACACCAAACUUUGUUUCACUAGAGUCCCCCUCGCGAAACUGUUGGCCACUCUUCAGUCUGAACCAGCGAUGACUUUUAUUAAAAUGCCCUCAAUUCACGCUUAGCUGACAACACAGGAGUAAUCACGCUCAAGCAAACUACAGUACACUACUGCCCUGUAAAACAAAGUACCCCAAACCAUACUGCUAAAGAGGCGAACCACUCAACCCUGUGCGUACCUGCACCAAAGUGCUAGCGCAGAGUAGGGUGUAAGUGCGCACAGGGAUUGCAGCGUCCCUUUAUUUUUAUUAAAAAGCGGGCGAGAGGGGUGUGUGAGUUUCAAAGUACGGGGAGAACCUCUGGUGCGCAAGUCAGCUCUUUCCGUGUGAGAAAGUGGGUGGCUCUUAAAAGAGCCUUUGGGAUGGCGAGGGCUGCUGGCGGGCGGGCGUGGCGUGGCCUCUUCACUUCUUCUUGGGCGCCGCCUUCUUGGGCUUGGCCACUCGGGCCUUGGGCGUCUUGGGCUUGGCUUUGGCCUUGGCCUUGACAGCCUUGGCUUUAGCGGGGCUCUUGGGCGCCGCCUUCUUGGGCUUGGCGGCCUUGGCCUUCUUGGGGCUCUUGGCCGCCGCUUUCUUGGCGCCCGCCGCCGGCUUCUUGGCCGCGGCCGCCUUCUUGGGGCUCUUCUUGGCGGCCGGCUUCUUGGGCUUCUUGGCCGAGCCGGAGGCGGGCUUCUUGGGCGCCGCCUUCUUGGUGCGCCCGGCGGCCGGCUUCUUCUUGGCCCCCGCGGCCGCCGCCGCCGCCGCCUUGUCCCUGGCCGUGUCGUGCAGCUGCUUCUUGUUGAGCUUGAAGGAGCCCGAGGCGCCCGUGCCUUUGGUCUGCACCAAGGUGCCUUUGCUGACGAGGCUCUUGAGGCCCAGCUUGAUGCGGCUGUUGUUCUUGUCCACGUCGUAGCCGGCGGCCGCCAGCGCCUUCUUGAGCGCCGCCAGGGACACCCCGUUGCGCUCCUUGGACGCGGCCACCGCCUUGGUCAGCAGCUCCGUCACGCUGGGACCCGACGCCUUG